UCUGAGUCACCAGGCAGGCAGUCUCCCCUCUCCCACCUGGUCAAACCACUCCCCCAUCUUCCCCUCCCCCACCACCACCACCACCACCGCGACAACCCGCGCGCAUCCGCCCGCCAUGCCUCCUCCCCGCCUCCUCCUGCCGCUCCUCCUCCUCCUCCUCCUGCUCGCCCCGCCCGCCGCGCCGCAGCCCGCGCCGGCGCCGCAGGAGGACGACCUGAAAUGCCUCAAGGGCUUCAAGUCCGGCCUCCGCGACCCGGACGGGCGCCUCGCCUCCUGGGACUUCACCAACACCUCCGGCGGCGCCGUCUGCAACUACAACGGCAUCUUAUGCUGGAACAUGCAGGAGUCCCGCGUCCUCUCGCUCUCGCUCUCCGGGUUCGGCCUCCAGGGCGCCCUCCCCUCCGCCCUCCAGUACUGCCGCGCCGCCACCACGCUCGACCUCUCCGACAACGAGCUCGACGGCCAGAUACCCCCCGCGCUCUGCGACUGGCUCCCCUUCGUCGUCAACCUCGACCUCUCCUCUAACAAGCUCACCGGCCCCAUCCCCGCGGAGCUCGCCAACUGCCGCUUCCUCAACACGCUCAAGCUCUCCGGCAACCAGCUCUCCGGCCAGAUCCCCGCCUCCCUCGCGCGCCUCGACCGACUCAAGUCGCUCGACCUCUCGGGGAACAAGCUCGACGGCCAGAUCCCGACCCAGCUGGGCGCCAACUUCCCCAAGGACUCCUUCUCUGGGAACUCGGGCCUCUGCGGCCGCCCCGUCUCCUCGCGCUGCGGCCGCGGGCUGGGGGGCGCCGGCCUCGGCAUCGUCAUCGCCGCGGGGGUCUUCGGGGCCGCCGCUUCGCUGCUCCUCGCCUACUUCUUCUGGCGGUGCACCGGCAAGGGGCGCCGCCGCCAGAGGCGCGGCGGCAGCGAGUCCGGCGGCGCUGCCGUCGAGGACGGGAGCUGGUGGGCGGAGAGGCUGCGGGCGGCGCACAACCGAUUGGCUCCGGUCUCCCUCUUCCAGAAGCCGAUCGUCAAGGUCAAGCUGGCUGACCUGAUGGCCGCCACGCAGGACUUCAACACCAGCCACAUCGUGGUCGCCGGGAGCUCACGGGCGGGGACUGCUUACCGAGCAGUGCUUCGGGACGGGUCCGCGCUGACGGUCAAGCGCCUGCACUCCUGCCCGCUCUCGGAGAAGGCUUUCAGAGCAGAGAUGGGGCGGAUUGGGCAGCUGCGUCAUCCCAACAUCGUGCCACUGCUGGGGUUCUGUGUUGUCGAGGAUGAGAGGCUGCUGGUGUACAAGCAUAUGGAGAGUGGGGCUCUUUCGUCGGUGAUGAAGAAGCCAGGGGAAGCGCCGCUGGAUUGGGCAACACGACUCAGGAUCGCAGUUGGGGCAGCAAGAGGCCUCGCGUGGCUGCACCAUGGGUUCCAGGUUCUGCAGAUUCAUCAGAAUUUGAGCUCAAGUGCUGUGCUUCUUGAUGAGGAUUAUGAGGCUCGGAUCACGGAUGUUGGGCUCACGAGGCUGGUCCGGAUGACGCCUGGCGAGGGCGGUGAUACUAGUCCUUUCCUGAAUGGGGACUUUGGGGAGUUUGGCUAUGUUGCCCCAGAGUGUGCUAGCAAUCCAGUUGGUACAAUGAAAGGCGAUGCAUAUGCAUUUGGAGUGAUAUUGUUUGAGCUUGUGAGUGGGCAGGAGGCUGCUGCUGUGGUAACUGAUGUGACGGGGGAAGGGUUCAAAGGGACAUUGGUGGAUUGGGUAAAUCAGCUCAAGGCUUCUGGUCGGAUUGGUGAUGUUGUUGAUAGGCCAUUGCGCGGAAAGGGUCAUGACAAGGAGAUUGAGGAGUUCUUGAAGGUUGCAUUUGCAUGUACCCAGCCUCGUCCGAAGGAGAGGUACUCAAUGUAUCGGGCUUAUCAUGCUCUGAAGAGCAUUGGACAGGGCCGUGAUGUCUCAGAGCAGUUUGAUGAGUUCCCGCUGGCCUACAACAAGGAAGAUUCAGACACCAUGUAGCUGAUGCUGAUCACGCAGUGGAUUGUGAAACCUUUUGGUGAGGCUCAAUGAUGCUAUACAUACAGCCUUGUUAUGGGCGGAUCAGGGGCAUCAUGAUUGGUAAGCCAACCAUAUUGAGGCACCAAAGUUGUCGCUGGAUGCUAGGUGGUCAAUUUGAUCGUUGCAUCAACUCGGAAUGCGAUAAUCAUGUAAGCUGUAAGAUCUGUUUGCAAUUCUGUAUCUCUAUUUGAGCUACUGCUAGUGCUUGUAGUAUCUGUAUGGAACUGUAAUUCUUGAUGUGCCUAAAUCCUGAUAUCACCUUUCAAAGUUCCAUCUUGGAACAACCAGCAUACUGUUCAGUCAUUAGAUGGGCACUUUUAAGUUCCAUUACUUUGAAACUUA
This is a messenger RNA of Panicum virgatum (switchgrass), 2365 nucleotides long. RefSeq names its product inactive LRR receptor-like serine/threonine-protein kinase BIR2. Gene Ontology annotation, biological process: protein phosphorylation. NCBI's taxonomy places the organism in Eukaryota, Viridiplantae, Streptophyta, Magnoliopsida, Poales, Poaceae. Gene Ontology annotation, molecular function: protein binding; ATP binding; protein kinase activity. The transcript has a single exon. Bases 116 to 1984 code for a protein of 622 amino acids. The record is from RefSeq and is a predicted model, not a curated record.